CGAUCUCUUUGGGCAGCAGCUGCGAGCACCUUCCCUCGCGGCCGCCCGCCACCUAAUCCCUUUUGCCCUUCGUGUACACUCGCGUACAACCCAAGCCUUCUCACCGCCGCCACUCUUUACACCGCUGCUACCUGCGCCACUAUGCUGCUCAGCGGACUGCUCUGCCUUGUGUUGGGCCUCCUGCCGCUCGGCACCCUUGCAGCGCUCGACGACGGGGUCAAAAUUGCGAACAGGACGAUAGAAAGGACUGUUGCCCUGCGAACACACUCGAUGUACGCGCCAUACAUUGACCAGGAUCUGCAAAACCGAUGGUGGGACUUUGGAGCGGAUACCAUUAUCAAUACGAACAAGCACAUUCGUCUUACAAGAAACCGACCGUCACAAAUGGGGUGGCUGUGGUCUCGGCUACCGCUGACUGCUGCAAAUUGGGUCCUGGAAAUCGAAUUCAAGAUUUCGGGAGAGGCGGGACACCUCUAUGGAGAUGGCAUGGCCUUCUGGUUAACAACAGCGCGUGCGCAACCAGGGCCCGUCUUUGGUAGCAUUGAUCAUUUCGAGGGACUAGGAAUUUUCCUAGAUACCUAUGCAAAUUCACGACACACGUACUCGUUCCCUCGCCUUGUCGCUAUGCUUGGUGAUGGCAAAACGAAGUAUGAUCAGGCGAACGACGGCGAGGCCAACAAGAUUGGGGCCUGCUCCGCAAACUUCCGCAAGACGAACGUUGCGACGAAGCUUAAGAUCACAUACAUCAAGGACACGUACCUGAACGUUCAGCUUCAGUACAGGGCCUGGGAUGACUGGACGGAGUGCUUUACCGUCCGUGGAAUCUCCUUGCCAGCAUCACCAUUUAUUGGUAUCUCCGCCAUGACAGGCGACGUCUCGGACAACCACGAUGUUGUCGCAAUCACUACAUACUCUGCACUCCUCUCGAGCCCCGAUGCACCACGCGACCAGUUCAGGAACAACAAACCCACAGACCCAGAAUCGUCGUUCCUGUCCAGGGUCGUCAAGUUUUUGCUCUUCGGCUGCGUUGUCGCAGGACUGCUGUACGGCUACGGACGUUACGCGCUCAGGCAGCCCGGCAAAGGCUUGGGCUCGGGGAUUGGCCGGGGUGGGUCGGCGCUGGGCAACCCAUUCUACGACAGCAAAAGAUUUUAGCCGUAUUUUGGAUGUAUUUACUGGGUUCUAUUACAUGCUUUCUCACC
Phanerochaete carnosa HHB-10118-sp is the source of this 1202-nucleotide messenger RNA. RefSeq lists its product as uncharacterized. Gene Ontology annotation, cellular component: COPII-coated ER to Golgi transport vesicle; Golgi membrane; endoplasmic reticulum membrane. The record is from RefSeq and is a predicted model, not a curated record. Bases 142 to 1155 code for a protein of 337 amino acids. Gene Ontology annotation, biological process: endoplasmic reticulum organization; Golgi organization; endoplasmic reticulum to Golgi vesicle-mediated transport. NCBI's taxonomy places the organism in Eukaryota, Fungi, Basidiomycota, Agaricomycetes, Polyporales, Phanerochaetaceae. Gene Ontology annotation, molecular function: D-mannose binding. The transcript is spliced from 8 exons.